Molecule: messenger RNA, 1503 nt
Organism: Solanum dulcamara
Lineage: Eukaryota; Viridiplantae; Streptophyta; Magnoliopsida; Solanales; Solanaceae
Product: IAA-amino acid hydrolase ILR1-like 5
Exons: 5
Coding region: 36-1370 (444 amino acids)
Biological process (GO): auxin metabolic process
Cellular component (GO): endoplasmic reticulum
Molecular function (GO): IAA-Ala conjugate hydrolase activity
Source: RefSeq, a predicted model, not a curated record
CAAGCAGAAUAAAAGUCGUCGUAAACGAUUAUUCCAUGAACCAUCAACAACCGCAAUCACAUAGAAAAACUGGCAAAAUGUUCUCAUUUUCCCCUCUUUUACUACCCUUAUUGCUUUUCUGCUUCAGCUUCCUAUAUUCAAUUCAAGGCAGCUACUUCGAUCAAGAAUUUGCUAAGCAGGUACUGAGCUCAGCAAGUAAAGAUAAAGAUUGGUUAGUAUCCAUAAGAAGGAAAAUUCAUGAAUACCCAGAACUGAAAUUUCAAGAAUAUAAUACCAGUGCACUCAUUCGUAGUGAACUCGAUAAGCUUGGGGUUUAUUAUGAAUACCCUUUUGCUAAAACUGGUUUUGUUGCUCAAAUUGGCAAUGGUUCUCCCCCUGUUGUUGCUUUGCGAGCUGAUAUGGAUGCCCUUCCUAUGCAGGAACUUGUUGAAUGGGAACAUAAGAGCAAAAUUAGUGGGAAAAUGCAUGGAUGUGGACACGAUGCUCAUACGACUAUGCUUCUUGGUGCUGCUAAGCUGCUGAAUGAACGGAAGGACAAACUUAAUGGGACCGUGAGACUUGUUUUCCAACCUGCGGAGGAAGGAGGAGCUGGUGCAUAUCAUAUGAUAAAGGAAGGAGCUCUAGGUGGUGCAAAAGUUAUAUUUGGAAUGCAUGUUGAUUUUAAAAGACCUACAGGGAGCAUUGGCACUAGUCCUGGACCCCUUUUAGCUGCUGUUUGCUUCUUUGAAGCAAAAAUAGAAGGAAAAGGUGGGCAUGCUGCACAACCCCAUGAAACUGUGGAUCCAAUACUUGCUGCAUCAUUUGCAAUUGUGGCAUUGCAGCAGCUCAUCUCAAGAGAAGUAGAUCCCUUUCAUAGUCAAGUUCUUUCUGUUACUUAUGUCAGAGGUGGAUCAGCAUCAAAUGUAAUUCCAUCUUAUGUUGAAUUUGGGGGAACUUUGAGGAGUCUUACAACUGAAGGCUUGUUUCAACUUCAAAAGAGGGUGAAAGAGGUAAUUGAAGGACAGGCAGCUGUGCACAGGUGUAAGGCGUACGUUGACAUGAAAGUGGAGGAUUUCCCAGCAUAUCCAGCUUGCACAAAUGAUGAGAGCUUACAUCAACAUGUAGAGAGGGUUGGCAAACUCGUGCUUGGUCCUGAGAACGUCGGGGAAAUUGAAAAGGUUAUGGCAGGUGAGGACUUUGCCUUCUAUCAACAAGUGAUUCCUGGAGUUAUCUUUCAAAUAGGGAUCAGAAAUGAGAAGGUGGGCUCUACCCACGCCCCACACUCCCCUCACUUCUUUCUUGACGAGGAUGUCCUGCCAAUUGGAGCAGCGAUGCACACAGCCAUAGCAGAGAUGUAUCUGACCGAUUACCAACAUUCCACUGCAUUUUAGAUAAUACAUUGUUGUUUGGUGUUCUCUCGAGUUGCAUAAACGUUCCAAUCACUCAUUCAUUCUGCACAUUGUAUAUAAUACGACAUAAAUAAGCAAAUCUAAUACGGUGAUGACCGUCUGUUCAUGUGGUUCA